Molecule: messenger RNA, 1204 nt
Organism: Ceratotherium simum simum (southern white rhinoceros)
Lineage: Eukaryota; Metazoa; Chordata; Mammalia; Perissodactyla; Rhinocerotidae
Source: RefSeq, a predicted model, not a curated record
CUUUACCUCCGCCUUGUUCCUUUACCGGCAACACCGACCGAGACUUAUUUGGUUAACGCACCAGAGGGCAAUGGUCCUCAGUAGGGGGCUGGUCCUGGGACUCCACACCUUGAUGACCCUCCUGAACCCCCGGGAAGCUGGGGCCAUCAAGGCUGACCACAUGGGCUCCUAUGGACCAGCCUUCUACCAGUCCUACGGUGCCUCGGGUCAGUUCACCCAUGAAUUUGACGGGGAACAGCUGUUCUCUGUGGAGCUGAAGAAGAGUGAGGCUGUGUGGCGUCUGCCCGAGUUUGGCGACUUCACGCACUUUGACCCGCAGAGUGGGCUGGCCAGCAUCGCGAUAAUCAGAGCCCAUCUGGACGUCUUGGUGGAACGCUCCAACCGCACCAGAGCUAUCAAUGUGCCUCCAAGAGUGACCGUACUCCCCAAGUCUCGAGUGGAGCUGGGGCAGCCCAACGUCCUCAUCUGCAUCGUGGACAACAUCUUCCCCCCUGUGAUCAAUAUCACCUGGCUGCGCAAUGGUCAAACAGUCACCAAGGGGGUGGCCCAGACCAGCUUCUAUUCCCAGCCUGACCACUUGUUCCGCAAGUUCCACUACCUGACCUUCGUGCCCUCAGCAGAUGACUUCUAUGACUGCAAGGUGGAGCACUGGGGCCUGGACGAGCCGCUCCUCAAGCACUGGGAGCCUCAGGUGCCUAUCCCACUGCCAGACAUCACAGAGACCCUGAUCUAUAUCCUAGGCCUGGCCCUCGGCCUGGUGGGCUUCCUCGUGGGCACCAUCCUCAUCAUCACAGGCACAUGCUUGUUCAGUGCCCCCAGGUGCAGAGGCCCCCGGGGUCUGGGGGAGGAAAAUGGUUGACUCUGAUCAGGAUGGGGGUGGAGAAUCAGAGAUUCUGUGGGGAGGAAUGGGAUCAGGGAAGGUGAUACUAUAGACAAGUAUUGGGCAGGGAAUAAAAGAGCAGAAGUGAGGUGAGGGGUGAGGUUUGGGGGAUGUGGGCAGUCAGAGAUAGGAUCCCAGAACUGUGAGCUUGAACAGUCUGGGUCAUAUGGUUUUUGCUCCUUUAGGUAAAGACCCUUCUGAGAGAAAUGGAUUGUGGGAGACACCCUGUGGAUUCCUCGCAAGUUUCUGACAGCCUUCACAUGCUCAGUGCCACAGUCUACUGAGUACAUCUCCUCUGUGCUGACUUUGAACGGGAUCAACCUC